This is a messenger RNA of Aureobasidium subglaciale EXF-2481, 1011 nucleotides long. RefSeq lists its product as uncharacterized. The transcript has 3 exons. Lineage: Eukaryota; Fungi; Ascomycota; Dothideomycetes; Dothideales; Saccotheciaceae. The record is from RefSeq and is a predicted model, not a curated record. Bases 149 to 934 code for a protein of 261 amino acids.
GUGCCAGUGGCUAGUCGAAAAAAACACAAAGGCAGGAGCAUACCUUCUGGCAGUCGAGGCAGUGGCAGAUGAGAAGCCUGAGGUUCAACAGCUCAAGACAAAAGGAAUUGCUGUACAGCUAAUAGAUCUGCAAGGACCAAUCGACGACAUGACGAAGGCCCUCGGAGAUCAAGAGGUGGUCAUCGCCAUCCUUCCCAUCGCCGCCACCAUCGAUCAGAUACUACUUGCGCCAGCUACAAAGGCCGCUGGAGUCAAGCGCUUUGUUCCCACUGUGUUUGCUCCCGUUGCACCACCUAAAGGGGUAUUCACCCUCAGAGACACCAAAGAAGAUGUACUUAACCACAUCAGAAGACUUCACCUUCCUUACACUAUCAUCGACGUCGGCUGGUGGAACCAAUUGACUUUACCCCGAUUACCCUCUGGUCGCAUCGACAAACUCGUCAGCGGACUUGGUGAACGCAAUCCUGGAGAUGGCAACGUCCUUUCGGCCUUUACACAUGACCGCGAUGUCGGUCAAUAUGUUACUCGCGCCGUUCUUGACCCUCGAACCCUCAACAAAUUUGUCUUCAUCUACUCGGAGCAACUCACCAUGAAUCAAGUAUACGACAAGCUUGAGAAGGUCAGCGGCGAGACUGUGCCUCGCAACUACAUCCCGGAACAAGAGCUUGCUGCCAAAUUGGCCGAGCUCAAGGACAUCACCAUCCGUGACAAUGACUUCUUGCCCAAAGCGGUGUAUGAGUACCAAUGUUUGUGGGGCGUGAAAGGCGAUAACAACGUCCAGAAUGCCGAAUAUCUGGAGUCUUGGAAGUCCAAUGGGGCAAAAGAUCAUCACUCUAACAUUGCACAUUCUUCACGAAAUUUGGCGACUGCUACGUUCAGUUGUACAGAAGCAAUUCCCCCAGAUCACAUAAUGACGUCUCCAGUACAAAUGUAAACACAGAACGAAAGGAUCGAGAGUGUGAUGAGAUAUUUGUGAGGUAAUGAGAGGAAAUUUAUGAUAUACAACUGCCA